Messenger RNA from Anastrepha obliqua, 2274 nucleotides. RefSeq lists its product as uncharacterized. The transcript is spliced from 2 exons. The record is from RefSeq and is a predicted model, not a curated record. The coding region runs from base 330 to 1775 and encodes 481 amino acids. Lineage: Eukaryota; Metazoa; Arthropoda; Insecta; Diptera; Tephritidae.
GAUGAGGCUUAAGUGGUGGUUAAAUCCCCCUCGGGAAUUUAAUCUACUACGAACAAAGAGGGAAGCUCCUUAUGGAGAUUGAUUGGCCACCCAUCCGCGGAACGGCGCAUGUGGUGGUCAUUCAAUCAUCUAUAUGGAGAGUACCGCACCAACGAUAGCCCCGGUUCUCCUUACAUUGAGAUCCUAUCAUAUCCUUUCCUCUUCCCCCCUAAUCCAGGGUGUUAUGCGUCGCCGUGCCCAUUGGAUGGUUUGCAGCCAGGGGUAUCCGGCUGUAUUAUAACGGUGCGCUCCUGAAACUGGGUCACCUCAGGAGCUACAAUGACCUUGCCAUGGCAGAGGGGACUUCCGUGGUCGACGUUUCCCCUUUCCCCCCUAAAAAUUUUGGUCUGCCACGCUCGCCACGUCGAGCAGUGCAGACGAUCAUGAAUACAAAAAUGAACAAAAUAAAUCAUGCCUCGGAUAAUCGAGAAUCAUCUAAAUCAAGACCUGACCUUUCGGGAAUGUUAUGUCUUCCCGCGGGAAAGACGGUAAGUACCGGCGGUGUAGAGUCUGUGGCUAAGCCAAGGCCUACUAUCUGCUACAUCCCUUCAGGAAUUGCCUCCACGGCAACGAGGUCUCUUGCCAACCACCAGAUGAAGAAUGCCGACCCUGCCAUAAGACAAGUUGGUGAUGAUAUUCGGUUAACAUCUAGUGCUGGUAAUAUAUCCUCUCUCGUAAAUAAGUACUCAGGAGGCAAGGGCAACUCUGUCAAAAGACAAGCUGGCCUUGCCAUUCAUGCCACUCCAAGUGGCAAAGGAACUUCGGGAGUAGUAGCACUUAAGGUGACGUUGGCAGAAUUGAACCACAAGGCUAAGCCAACGGCUUCUGAUGCUCGUCCCUUUGACACUACUACCUCCGCAGCCAGUAGCCACCCCCGGAAGCAUAUUAGGCCAUCAAGGAGGUACUACCGUAUCAAAAGGUCAGCCUUCAGAAUCCUGGAGAGAUUGAAGGACAAAAAAGAGGAUCUGACCGAGAAACAAGCAGCCUCCAAAGCGUGGGCUGAAUCCUUCAUCUCCGAGGACCGGAAGAAGGUCAAAAUGGACUUUGCACAACGAAAGCGCAAGCGGUCUAAGGAAGGGGUAUCGAUUAAAGCCAAAAUAUCAAAGGUGGCACCAACCCAGAUGACCAAAGGAGCUAACAGGGAGACAAAGAGGUAUUUCGCGAAAACAGUUAAAGACUGCUGUAUCAGGGCGGUGAUAGAUCGUAGUUCAUAUGAUGGUGCGAUCUCGCAAGCGAACUGGGAUCUGGUAAACAUAGGUCUAUGGAAGGUCUACAGGGAUAUAUUAAAUGAAAAUCCAGGAUCUCCACCGAGUUGCUCGGAUGCGGGAUGGUAUCAAUCACAUAUCAAGUUGAUAAGAUGCGCGGAUCAACGGUCUGCGGAUCUGUAUACUCUGGCCAUUAAUCGCUUAGGGCAGCUCUGGCCAGGUGCCUGCCUCGACGUGGUCCUUCGGGAAGACAUAACUAAACGGCCAAAGGCCAGAGCCUGGAUUCCAGACUUCCAUAUAGAUCCCGAAGAAGUUUUGGAGUUAAUUAAACUGGGCAACCCCGAACUACCCACCAGCGGGUGGAAGGUAGUGAAGAUGGGCAAAAGCGACCACAACCGAAGGCUAGCUGUGAUAAUUCUCAAUGAAGAAUCACUGACCCCACUUGCCAAGCAGAACUGGAGGAUUAAUUAUGGCUUCCAAGCUUUGACUCUCCAUCUGCAUAGGCGGGAUGUAGUCAACAAGGGCACCUAAUCCUCAGAAUAACGAGGGCGGCUUCGGCUGCAACAAAAAACCAACCGGAUGACGAGGUAGCAUCCUACUCUGAGAUGAAUAUCGAACUCUUUUUGAAGGUUACUCUUGACGAUGCGACAGUCAAUACUCCGAGCUAUCUAAUACUAUGUAGGAUUUCCUACCAUUGGCUACCAGCAAUGCAUAUAAGGUGUCACAUGCCCACAAUAAGGCGGCUUCAGCCGCACUCAUUCUCCAUCUCGCUAAAAGAGAAGAUAUCGCGCUCAUCUAAAAACUUUGGCUCAUAAAAUUUCGAGUCUGCGGAUUGAGCAAUAAGGAACAUAUAAACUGGUCUAUGUCACCGACAAAGAUGUCAUCAAAGCUGUGAAAUCUUCUGGAAGGACGAUAUAGCACACGAUACUGAGGAGCAACUCAUAAGAAUAGGGUUGUGAUGUUUUGUCUGGCCACAUAAAUUUGGACUUGAACAGUUUAGACGUAGCACGUACGCCUGGAUUCGGUAACC